ACACAUCAGUGCCCAGCCCACAACUGCCCAUUAAUCUUUACGACUUCACAUCAAAAAAGAAAAGAAAGAAAAAGGAAAACAAUAAAUAAGAAAAAUGUUUAUGAGGGUUUAAGAAAGAGAAAAAGGGGAAUGCUAAAAACUCUAUAACCGGUGACAACAAGACGACGGCAAGAAGAAGAAGAAGAAGCAGUAGCAGCCAAGUGACAGUGAGCCAUGGUCUCAGCAGCCACCUGGAUCCGAUACGUUGUCAGCAAACUUGAAUACUCCGCCUCUGUUGGCUGGAAGAACUACAAAGGAGGUCAAAUUACAGAUAGAGAAUUAGGUGAUACCAUAUGGAAGAAUUUCUUUCAGGGUAAAUUGACAUUUAUGCACUUUAACAAAGGAGAGGAGAUGGCACCAACACUCGGAGCUCAGGGCGGCACACUUCUUGUUCGGAAGAUACCUUGGGUUGAUCCAACGAAAGUAUUUGUUGGGGAUGUUGUGGUUCUCAAGGACCCUGUAAAGUCAGAUGAUUAUCUUGUCCGUAGAUUGGCUGCCGUUGAAGGCUAUGAGAUGGUGUCCACUGAUGAAAAAGAUGAGCCCUUUGUCCUUGAGAAAGAUCAAUGUUGGGUGCUGGCUGACAAUGAAAAUGUGAAACCUAAGCAGGAAGCCAAGGAUAGCAGAACUUUUGGCCCUGUUUCCUUGACGGACAUAGUUGGCAGAGCUAUAUAUUGCCUGAGGACAGCAGUGGACCAUGGUCCUGUUAACAACAGUCACUUUAGCGUCCAGAAGGAUUCACCAGUCCUUGAAGUUGAACUGGAUGUUGAUGAGAUGGCACGAAGUCACAAAGCAUAGGUUGUGUGCGCUCUUUGAGGAAAAGAUUUCCUAGGAUUACUGAUUUGGUUGUACCCUCUUUUUCUUGUUUCCUCUUUUUUAUCCGAGCGAAAUCCAUUGGAAAAAAUAAAGUUGUGUAUUAGCGAUUUUGGUACAUUUUCCUUCAACCAGAUGCUGUCAAUCCCAAGUGUUGAUCCUUCCUCUCAAUGUGGCACCGAACGAACUGUAAACCUUUGAGGUCUUCAGUUCUAUUUAGAACGUAUUUCAAGGCUGAAACUGUACUAUGGAUGGAAGUUUGGAUAAGAUUUUCAAUAUUUCGUCCAGGUUGUGGCCAAUUGACAAAGAAGACUAUUUAUUGCAGUAGCUUGAACAUUCCUUUCACAGACCCAUUAUCCACAGUACACUAAUACAGCACGACUCGGUUACAAUACACUGUAACUUUGGUUUUAUAGUAGCACUUUCUUGAACAGUUUUUGAUAGACUUUUUGUAUUUUGUUUUGACUUGUCCCUUAGGGGACAUCCAAUAAAAUUGGGACGAUAGCGAAGGA
Molecule: messenger RNA, 1361 nt
Organism: Nicotiana attenuata
Lineage: Eukaryota; Viridiplantae; Streptophyta; Magnoliopsida; Solanales; Solanaceae
Exons: 5
Coding region: 214-834 (206 amino acids)
Molecular function (GO): serine-type endopeptidase activity
Source: RefSeq, a predicted model, not a curated record